AUGGCACUUCUCGACAGCGUCCCGAGCAUCGCGAUUCUCGCCAUUUCGGCAGUAGUGCUAUACUUCGCAACUCAUGCCAUCUACAAUUUGUACUUCCACCCUCUGUGUCAACACCCGGGACCUAUUCCCAAUGCCAUCUCUCCUUUCCCUCGACUUUACUGGAACAUCGAAGGUCGUGAGCCUCAGACCGUACUCAAGCUUCAUCUCAAAUAUGGCAACAUUGUGCGCGUUGCUCCCAAUGAACUUUCUUUCAUCACACAGGCCUGGAAGGAUAUUUACGGGUUCAAGAGACCAGAGCUGAGCAAAGAUUGGACCAUGUAUGCGUUGUCUGAGAACACAAAACGAUCCAUCAUCUUGUCUGGUGCCGAUCACGGUAGACAGAGGAAAAUGCUGGCACCUGCUUUCAGUGAGAGAGCAUUGAAGUUGCAGCAGGGUAUGCUGACGACAUAUACUGGUAUGAUGGUUGAAAAACUGGAAGAGAGAAUGAAAGAGAACAAGAGUGUGGAUAUGGCCAAAGUUUUCAACUGCGUUACCUUCGACACGAUAGCUGAUCUCAUGUUCGGUGAACCUUUGGGUCUCUGCGAAAACAUGGAAUACUCGGACUGGCUAUCUCAACUUUUCGUCUCCAUCUGGUUGGCUGGUGCAUCUCGUGCUCUGCAAUACUUCCCUCUGCUCUUCCGCCUCGCUACCAUGAUGAUUCCCAAGCAUAUUCAAGAAACCAUCGACUCUUCUUACCAGAACACCGUCGACAAGGUUAACAAACGUCUUGCCAUGAAGACUGAACGUCCUGAUAUGCUGGGUCUCAUGCUCAAGCACAAGGAAGAGGGUGCAGAGAUGACCAUGGACGAGCUGUAUGCCAAUGCUGAUCUAUUGAUGAUCGCUGGUACCGAGACCACUGCAACCAGUUUAUCUGGACUGACAUGGUAUCUGCUAAACAACAAGCCCGUACUUGAGCGUUUGACCAAAGAGGUCAGAGAAGCAUUCAACAGUAUCGACGACAUCACCAUGGAUUCGCUACCAAGACUACCUUACCUCUCCGCCUGUCUAGAAGAAGGCAUGCGAAUGUUCCCUGCCGUAGCCGAAGGCAUCCGCCGCGUCACCCCCUCCACCGGCGCAACAAUCAGCGGUCAUUUCAUCCCACCAAAUGCAAGUCUCGUCAAAGUCAGCAUCCCCCACUACGCAGCCUACCACCACCCCACCAACUUCCACUCCCCCACCACCUUCGCCCCCGAACGCUGGCUCCUCUCUUCCCACCCCCUCUACAACCCCAUCUUCGCCUCCGACAAGAAGGAAAUCUUGCAACCCUUUUCCGUGGGUCCGAGAAAUUGUAUAGGCUUGACGUUGGCGUAUCAUGAGAUGAGAUUGAUCAUGGCGAAUUUGCUGUGGCAUUUCGAUGUCGAGUUGAGUGGGGAGUGUGAUGAGGGGUGGUUGGAUCAGAGUAGUCAUUUGGUUUGGGAUAAGAAGCCGUUGAUGGUUAAGAUUUUGGCUAGAGGUAGUGUUGCGUAG
Aureobasidium pullulans EXF-150 is the source of this 1506-nucleotide messenger RNA. RefSeq names its product putative cytochrome P450 monooxygenase. The coding region runs from base 1 to 1506 and encodes 501 amino acids. The transcript is spliced from 4 exons. The record is from RefSeq and is a predicted model, not a curated record. Gene Ontology annotation, molecular function: monooxygenase activity; heme binding; oxidoreductase activity, acting on paired donors, with incorporation or reduction of molecular oxygen. NCBI's taxonomy places the organism in Eukaryota, Fungi, Ascomycota, Dothideomycetes, Dothideales, Saccotheciaceae.